AUGAGCAGCCUCACCAAUUUCACGGGACAGGCGUAUCAGCCACAGGAAGAUAAAUAUUUCGACGAUGGGCGAGAGAUUGCCCUACUGCAUUUCAUCUACAACCACCCCAAAAUCUCAGAGAUACGCGGCAACCCUCAAAAGCUCAUCGAGGCGAUUGACGAGUAUGGCAGGAAUAAGAAGUAUCUGAUGAACGUCGGAGAGUACAAGUCCAAGACCGUAGCAGACCUCAUCAAGGAUGUCAAGCCACAAGUCAUGGUCGAGCUGGGCGGCUAUGUGGGCUACUCUGCUAUCGCCUUUGGUGCUGCUUUCAGAGAGGCCGGCGGGAAGCAGUACUACAGUCUGGAGUACAACCCCGAAUUUGGUGCUGUAAUUUCCAGUCUGGUUGACCUGGCUGGCUUACAUGACUUCGUGAGAGUUGAGAUUGGGCCAGCUUCCGCGUCGCUGAGGCGGCUGCAUGCCGAAGGCAAGCUGCAGAAGAUUGACCUCAUGUUCCUUGACCAUGUGAAGCCACUUUACACGCCUGACUUGAAGCUGUGUGAGGAGCUUGGUCUGGUCGGCGUUGGUUCGGUUCUUGCUGCGGAUAAUGUCGUUAAACCAGGGAACCCUCCAUACCUUGAAUACGUCCGCAGCACAGUAGAGCAGAAGAGGGAAAACUUCAAAAAAGAGACUGGACUAAGUCUCGAAAGGCUGUCUGACUGGGAGAAGUCCAGAUACAACAUGGCAAAAGGGGGUCAAGUGGACGAGUCUGAAGUCCAUGGCAACCCAAACCUCGUCUACUCCAGCCAAUUUGUCGAGGGUUGGGAGCCGAGCGGUGUCCCGACAUCUUCAGCCCAACAAAGUUAUCUGCCCACCUCUUUGCAAAACACCAGACUGCUCGAGACCUUCGUCGUCACCAAUUCCGUCAUGCCGGCCAACACCGUCCUGCUCACUGGUGUCACGGGCUUCGUUGGAAAAGUCGUCCUCGAGGAGCUCAUCCGCCGACGGAAUGCACGCGAUCUACAAUUUGAUCGCAUCUUGGUGCUGGUCCGUUCAUCGCGCAGCCAAAACGCCAUUGAGAGAUUCUCUGAGGGAGUCGCCAAGUCCAAGUGCUUUUCGACUCUCCCGAGUGGUUGGGACAAGGACGUUGUUGUUCUGCCUGGCGAUCUCAUGGAGCCUGACUGCGGACUUGAUAAUCACCUACUCGACCAGUUGACAACCGAGGUCACGCACAUUAUUCAUUGUGCCGGCUGCGUCUCGUUCGACACGUCUCUGAAUGUUCUCCUCGCGGAGAACGUCACUGCGAGCCUCAACAUUCUGCAAUUCUCGCAACAAUGCUCGAAUCUUCAACGACUCGUCGUCACUUCCACGGCAUAUGUCACUCCAAAUACGACGGGACCAAUCUGGGAGCAAUUAGCCGGUCUGCCAAAGUCUGCACAACAAAUACUAGAGGACCUGCUCGAAGGAAGGAAAGACCCUGAUCAGAUUCGCAGCGAGACCGGACAUCCCAACAACUACACCCUUGCGAAAUGUCUCGCCGAACACUUCGUUGUGCAAAAGAAAGCAUCAACGCCUCUGACAAUUGUCCGCCCCAGCAUUAUAUCCGCAAGCUGGAGAUAUCCAUUCCCGGGCUGGAUCGACAGCUUCGCGGCGCUAGCCGGUCCCAUUUCUGCAUUUGCACUCGGCGGCUUGAAGGUCCUGCACGGAGACCCGUCAGCGAUUCUCGAUGUCAUUCCUGUGGACACCGUUGCCGAGUGCCUGAUCAACGAAGCUCUCAAAAUAAAGGAGCAAAACGUCGACCAUGAGACCGCGCCUGCAAAGAUUGUGCAAUGUGUAUCAACAAUUCAGCUUGGGCAAAGUACGAGAGACAUUGUUGUUGGAACUAUCACAUACUUCGAACAGCCUGAGAAUAUUCUUCUCUACAAGCCUAGAGGCUGGUACAUCGGAACAGAUGAUCGAUGGUUCUACAUCUACGAAUUCUUCUGCCAAUACUUACCGGUUAAAAUGACCGAGCUGAGAGCGCUUAUGAUGCUGGAUUGGGAGGGCGCUGCCAAGGCCAGGAAGACACUGACGAGACUGUGCCAAGUCGAUACCCACUUUCGUUACUUCGUCGAGCACACCUACGACUACCGUUGUGCUACAAGGAUGUUGCCAGAUGACUUUGACAAGAAGGCGUAUAUGCAGAUAGUCUUGAACGGCCUGAAGGAGAAUCUCCUUGUGCCACUCGUGGAGAGAAUGAAGGCAAAACAGAAUACUGUUGAGGCCGAGUGA
This is a messenger RNA of Diaporthe amygdali, 2247 nucleotides long. RefSeq lists its product as uncharacterized. Gene Ontology annotation, molecular function: O-methyltransferase activity. The transcript has 4 exons. Lineage: Eukaryota; Fungi; Ascomycota; Sordariomycetes; Diaporthales; Diaporthaceae. The record is from RefSeq and is a predicted model, not a curated record. Bases 1 to 2247 code for a protein of 748 amino acids.